Messenger RNA from Staurois parvus, 402 nucleotides. The record is from the annotation of a GenBank genome assembly. NCBI's taxonomy places the organism in Eukaryota, Metazoa, Chordata, Amphibia, Anura, Ranidae.
GGUGUUCCAAUCCUCUCCAUAUCAUGUGAUUCAGGUGUUCCAAUCCCCUCCAAUCAUGUGAUUCAGGUGUUCCAAUCCCCUCCAUAUCAUGUGAUUCCGGUGUUCCAAUCCCCUCCCAAUCAUGUGAUUCAGGUGUUCCAAUCCCCUCCAUAUCAUGUGAUUCAGGUGUUCCAAUCCCCUCCAUCUCAUGUGAUUCAGGUGUUCCAAUCCCCUCCAUAUCAUGUGAUUCAGGUGUUCCAAUCCCCUCCCAAUCAUGUGAUUCAGGUGUUCCAAUCCCCUCCCAAUCAUGUGAUUCAGGUGUUCCAAGUCCCCUCCAUGGACACAGGUGUACACAAUCAAGCCCCUAGGCAUGCAGACUGCUUCUAUAAACAUUGGGGAAAGAAUGGGUCGCCCUCAGGAGCU